Anolis carolinensis (green anole) is the source of this 6152-nucleotide messenger RNA. RefSeq names its product tectonin beta-propeller repeat containing 1 (gene tecpr1). Lineage: Eukaryota; Metazoa; Chordata; Lepidosauria; Squamata; Anolidae. Bases 383 to 3946 code for a protein of 1187 amino acids. The record is from RefSeq and is a predicted model, not a curated record. The transcript is spliced from 25 exons. Gene Ontology annotation, biological process: autophagosome maturation. Gene Ontology annotation, cellular component: lysosomal membrane; autophagosome membrane. Gene Ontology annotation, molecular function: phosphatidylinositol-3-phosphate binding.
GCAUGCGCAGGAGGAGGCUGGACGAGCAGGUAGCCUUCCUCUGGCGGGUCGGGCCGGGGCUCCGGUGCAGCCUCGCAGGAUCAGGUCGCAGUAUGUUCCCCUCGUUUGUGCGCUUAUUAUGACUAGUCUCGGUGUGGAGUUUUCGAGGGCCUCGUCUACACUGACCGUUCCGUGGAGCUCCACACGGCCGCGGCGGACGACAACUGUCCAUUCGUGCCCACGGGUGCCCCGUGGCUUGUUACCUGCGCCGCCCCCUUCGCGCCGUGACGCCCUUCCUGACCCCUUCCCAUGACAAGCGUCUCUCUCCGGGCGACGGCCACAGCCGUGGGGAUCUGGCUGUGAAGUGACCCCCACGCCGGCCCCUCUCCCCCACUCGCCCGCCAUGCCCGGCCCGGGCUCCAUGCUGUGGGCGGUGGAUGUCUUUGGCCGCGUCUACACCCUCUCGGCCUCGGGACAGGCCUGGGAGCGGCUGUGCGGGGACGGGCCGCGCGAGUUCAAGCGUGUCUCGGCCGCCAAGCCCUGCUGCUGGGGCAUCGCCUGCGACCACCAGGUCUACGUCUACGUCCACGCCGGGGACCUGCCCAUCCGCUGCCAGGAGGAGGCCUACGAGAACCAGCGCUGGAAUCCGGUGACGGGCUUCUGCGAGAAGCUUCUUCCCAGCGACCGCUGGCCGUGGAGCGAUGCGACGGGGCUGGAGCACCGGGCGCUGGGGGGCUUCGCGCUGCCCUCUGCGCACUGGGAGUGGGAGCAGGACUGGCACCUCGACCACAACUGCCACGGGGAGCCCACCGCACAAGGGGGCUGGACGUACGCCAUGGACUUCCCGGCGGCCUACACCAAGGAGCAGCGGUGGAACUCCUGCGUGCGGCGGCGGAGGUGGAUCCGCUUCCGGAGAUACGCGGCCCGGGACGCCUGGGCACAGAUCCCGUCCCCAGAAGAUCCCAAACAGCUUCCGGAUCCCUUCAGCGACCUCUCUGUCGGCGGGUGGGAGAUCAGUGAGGAGCCGGCCGGGAGGCUCUCCGUCUGGGCCGUCUCCUUGCAAGGAAAGGUCUGGUACCGAGAAGGCGUCUGCCACCACAACCCCGAGGGCUCCUCCUGGUCCUUGGUGUCUGCUCCCGGGGAAGCCGUGCAGAUCAGCUGCGGGCCGGACGACCUGGUCUGGGCCACCCUGUGGGAGGGGCAGGCCGCCGUGAGGGAGGGCAUCGACAGGAACAACCCCCAGGGCCUCUCGUGGACGGUGGUGGAGCCUCCGGACCCGGCCUGCGGCCUCCUGCACGUCUCUGUGGGCGUGAACGUGGUCUGGGCGCUCACCAAGGACAGGAAGGUCUGGUUCCGGCGGGGCGUGAAUUCGCACAAUCCCAGCGGCACCAGCUGGAUCGGGAUGGUGGGAGAACUGGUGAUGCUGGACGUGGGCCUCAACGACCAGGUGUGGGGCGUCGGGUGCGAGGAGCGUGCGGUGCUCUUCCGCCAGGGCGUCACGCGGAGCGAGCUGAGCGGCAAGGCCUGGAAGGCCCUCGCGUGCGGGCGGGACGGGGACCGGUCCCAGGCGGGCAGCGCCACCAGCCUCCUCAGUGCCGGCUGCUUUUUCACAGAUGACAUCAGGGAACAAUCCGGGUCCGGGCCCCACCCGGGCGAGGAGCGUCCCCCUGACCUCGAGGGCGCUGAUGCUGCUUCCACGUGUGGAGAGGACGGCCGGGGGGAGGACGGGGCGCCUGCCUGCCCGGGGGUCUCCGCUCUGUCCGAAACCCCCCCUGCCCCGGAGAAGGGCCCCGAAGACCCCCCCUCCCCCUGCCCCCCUCCAGGACCCGGGGCCUCGGAGCCAGAGCCGCCCCCGGCCGAGCUGCGGUGGAGCAACAUCGACCUCAAGGAGGCCGCGAAGCCCCCGCCCACGGCCAGCAGCGCCCUCGCGGAGACGGGCAGCCUGGGCUCCUUCGGCCUGGAAGACCCCUUACUUGCUGACGAGCGCCCGCUGUGGGCCUGGGUCUCCGGCGGGGCCUGCCUGGUGGAGCCCCAGGGGCCCCCAAAGUGGUUUGCGGCACAGCCAGCCCCGUCCUGCUCCCCGUCCCCUUUGCUCUCUCUCUCCUUCUCUCCGGCGCAGACGUCCGCCUGGCGCACGCAGAUCCUGCAGCAGCUCUCUGAGCGCACGCGGAGGGAGAACCAGGACUUCCAGCAUUACGAGCAGGCCGUCCAGCAGUCGGUCUGGGUGAAGACGGGGUCCCUGCAGUGGUGGCGCAGCUGGAAGCCGCACAAGUGGGUGGACGUGCGCGUGGCCCUGGAGCAGUUCACUGGCCAGGACGGGGCGCGGGACAGCAUCCUCUUCCUCUACUACAUGCACUUCGAGGAGAAGAAGUACAUCCACGUGUUCCUGAAUGAGGUGACCAUCCUGGUGGAGAUCCUGAACGAGGCCAAGCACUCCUUCGCGCUCUACACGCCCGAGAGGACCAAGCAGCGCUGGCCCCUCCGCCUGGCCGCCCCCACCGAGCAGGAGAUGCGCGACUGGGUGUCCCUGCUGAGCGCCGCGUGCUGCGAGGGCCGUGCCCUAGGGGGGCACCCUUCCCGCCGGGCCAUCUGGUCGCUCACCUGCAAGGGGGACGUCUUCGCCAGCGAGCCCACCCCACACCUGGAGGACCCCGCCCGCCCCGACCCCUGCAACCAGAUGUUCUGGCGGCAGGUGGGGGGCCACCUGCGCCUGGUGGAGAGCAGCAGCCGCGGCGUCACCUGGGGCCUGGGCUACGACCACACGGCCUGGGUCUACACCGGCGGGGGCCCGGGAGGCUCCUCCUCAGGUUUGUCCAGCAGCGGGGAGCACGCCCACACGCAGACCGACGUGAAGUGCGUCUACAUUUACGAGAACCAGCGAUGGAACCCGGUCUCCGGAUACAGCAGCAGGGGCCUCCCCACGGACCGGUACAUGUGGAGCGAUGCCUCGGGGCUGCAGGAACGCACCAAGGACCACACCAAGCCCCCCUCCCCACAGUGGGCCUGGGCGUCCGACUGGUUUGUGGAUUUCGGCAUUUCCGGCGGAACGGACCGCGAAGGCUGGCAGUACGCGGCCGACUUCCCCGCGUCUUACCACGGACACAAGACCAUCAAGGACUUUGUGCGGCGGAGGCGCUGGGCCAGGAAAUGCAAGAUCGUGACCAGCGGUCCGUGGCUGGAAGUCCCUCCCAUUGCGCUGCGGGACGUGUCAAUCAUCCCGCAACUGGAGGACGAGGAGGAGGAGGGAGCGGCCGGCGUGGCGCUCUGGGCCGUGAGCGACAAGGGAGACGUGCUCUGCCGCCUGGGCGUCGCCCCCCAAAACCCAGCUGGGUCGUCCUGGCUGCACGUGGGGACGGACCAGCCCUUCCUGUCGGUCUCCAUCGGCUCCUUCCACCAGGUCUGGGCCGUCGCGCAGGACGGGUCCGUCUUCUUCCGCGGCUCCGUCUCCACCAAGAAGCCAGAAGGCGACGGCUGGUACCACAUCCCUUCUCCUCCGAAGCAGAAGCUGAAGCAAGUCUCCGUGGGAAGGACCUCCGUGUUUUCCGUGGACCAGAAUGGUAACCUGUGGUACCGGCAAGGCAUCACGCCCAGCUACCCGCAAGGCAGCGCCUGGGAACACGUCUCCAACAACGUGCGCAGAGUCUCCGUCGGACCCUUGGACCAGGUGUGGGUGAUAGCGGACAAGGUGCAGGGAAGCCACAGCCUGAGCUGCGGGACCGUCUGCCACCGCCUGGGCGUGCGGCCCGGGAUGCAGCCCAAGGGCCUCUCCUGGGACUACGGCAUUGGGGGCGGCUGGGAGCACGUCACGGUCCGGGGGAAUGCCGUGGAGGGCGCCCGAGCCGCGCUGCUGCUGCAGGACGAGGAGCAGGAGGAGGAUCCUGGCGGAGGCGGACGCGGAGCACCGCGAGGAGGAGCCGUCCUGGUGGAGGAGUCUCGGGAGCCAGGCGGGAAUGCCGCCCAGUGCUGAGCGCCUGCUCCUUCCUUCCUUCCUUCCUUCCUUCCUUCCUUCCUUCCUUCCUUCCUUCCUUCCUUCCUUCCUUCCUUCCUUCCUUCCCCUGGGAUCAGGCCCAGGGAGACGUAGUUUCCCAAGCAAGCAAGCACGUGCUGGGGAGUCUGCGGAGGUGGGAUGUCAGCGGGGCCGGAGCCCCCUUGGUGAAGGAACGGAUGACCCCUCACGGAGUUGUGAAAACUGCUUAGGACUCUUAUCACUGAACUGUAUUAUCAAUCAAUCAAUUUAUUAAUGCUCCGACCAAUGGUCAUAUGCAUAUACAGAAACAACAUCAAUCAAACAUCUAUACAAAACACUAUAAAAUCCAACACUUAAAAGUAGGAUGCAAGCAGGAUAAAACACAACAUGCAAACAAUACAUGGUGAGGUGCAGCAGCACAAGUGCAACAUGUGCUGGGAACAGCACAAUUACCGGUCAAAUGCCAAUGUAUAAGAACAGUCAUUUAAAAAACAUAAGUAAAAAUAUCAACCAAGCAUGUAUAGAAACCCUGUAUACUCCAGGAUGCAUGUAUAACACAGAGCUUGCAAAAUGUAACUGGUAAAAAGCCAGUAUAAAAUAUCAGUCAUAUUAAAAACUAGAUAAAAGCAUCCCCGGCGCAGUCGAUUGCAAUGUCCGCAAUCAGUCUUGCUCUGAUUUUAUUUGCUGCCAAGGUAAAGAGAGAGACCUUAUACGUGAUUGUGGAGUUGGUGUCAGAUAAAAGGUAUUAUAUUAUAUUAAUACUGAACUGUAUUAAAUAAUGUACCAAGCUUUUUUUUUUCAAGAUGUGAUCUUUGAUCUGAAGAGAACUUUUUAAAAUUUGAAAUAAAUACAUACAUCAUGGAGAAAUCUACCUCUUAAAUUCAGAAUGUUUUUAUGGAAAGAUAUUCUUGGCCAAUUAUCGCAGGGAUAUUCAUAGGAACAUUUAGGAAAAGUAUUUAGAAAACAUGUUCACAAAGGAUAACUAACCGCACAAAUGUUCAUAAAAUACUUUCAAAAAUACUCCCUAAAAAAACUUUGCAUAAAUAUCUGUAAAAACAGAUUCACAGAAAUAUUUGCAGAAAUACUCUCAAAAGUAAUUUCAGAAAAUAAUCACCAAGAUCUAUUAAAUUGUUCUCAAAAAUAAUCAUAAAAAUAUCCACCAAAGUCUCAGCAGAAAUAGUCGCGAAAACAAUCAUAAAUGUAUUUCUGCAAAAUAUUCAGAAACAUUCACAAUAUUAUUACCCAAAAUAAUCCAAAAAAUAUUUCCCAAAAUAAUUGUUAGAAGUAUUCACAGAAAUAUUCCCAAUAAUAAUAAUAAAUAUUCCUAGAACAACAACAACAAUACAGUAGAGUCUCACUUAUCCAAGCCUCGCUUAUCCAAGCUUCUGGAUAAUCCAAGCUAUUUUUGUUGUCAAUGUUUUCAAUAUAUCGUGAUAUUUUGGUGCUAAAUUAGUAAAUACAGUAAUUACAACAUAACAUUACUGCGUAUUGAACUACUUUUUCUGUCAAAUUUGUUGUAUAACAUGAAGUUUUGAUGCUUAAUUUGUAAAAUCAUAACCUAAUUUGAUGUUUAAUAGGGUUCUCCUUAAUCCCUCCAUAUUAUCCAAGAUAUUCGCUUAUCCAAGCUUCUGCCGGCCCAUGUAGCUUGGAUAAGUGAGACUCUACUGUAAUAAUAAUAAUAAAAUUUUCACAAUCAUAAAAAUGCUGAAAUAUUAUUUAAAUAUUUGCAAAAAUAAUCACAAUAAUAUUUGCGGAAAUAUUUUCAAAAAUAAUUUCAGGAAUAACAAACCUUUUUUAAAAAAUAUUCUCAAAAAUAUUCAUUUAAAUACUCAAAAAUAUUUGUAGAAAUAGUCCAAACAGCUGGAGGGAAGCCCAAAGUUGUCCCAGGGUUGUUGUAUGUCUUCCGGGCUGUGUGGCCAUGUUCCAGAAGCAUUCUCUCCUGACGUUUCGCCCACAUCUAUGGCAGGCAAAUAUGCCAGUCUAUUUAUAUUUGCACAUCCUUCUGUUUUAGAGCCGAUGUAUGUUGCGUGUUUGAUGCCAAGUAAAGCUGAGUUUCACAAUCAAAACUGAGUGAACUCCUUUCUGACUUAAUAUUUUUUAUAAUUAUUUUUGUGAAUAUUUUGAUUAUUUUGUCAAUAUUGUAAUUGUCAUUUUUGCGAAUGUAUCUGAUUUUUUUUAAUUUAUUAAAUAUAGUUAUAUAUUACAA